AACAAUUGCUCUCACUGUUCUCACUCACCAUUCCUUUCUUUCUCUCUCCCAGCCUUCCAAACGCGCUUCCCCACCUUAAACCUUUCAUCUCCUUCUUCUUCUUCUUCUUCUUCUUCUUCUUCAGCUGGCAGGUACAAAGGACCGAAGCCAAAACGCGACUUCCUAGCCCACUGGGUAUCCAAAAACGACGACGUCGUUUGCACGCUUCUUAUAUACGUUGGUGCUGCCUUCCUCUUCACCGUCCUCGUCAAUCGCGCCCUCUCCCGCAUUGCUCCCGUCGCCGAUCCCGGCAGGGUGGUGAAAUCCUUCGCUGUUAUUAUGGGUUUGACGAAUUUCGUGCUGACCGUGGCUGGUGUGAGUGCGGUGGUGCUUCUUCUGAGGAGCGACGUGAAGCAAUCUGCCAACAUAUUCAGGCGCAAUGUUAAGCACAUCCGUAACUGGCUCGAAGAAGAAACCGCUGCUUCUUCCAAGGAAAUGCAGAAAUCUGCAAAAGAAUUGGAAUCAAAGGUGCCUCCGAAAGAGACUCCUAAGGAGGACAAGCACUAGAUCUUUAUGCAAAGUGAUGGAGUUUGUUUAGUGCAGUUGUUCCUUUUUUUGUUUCCCUUGUACUGGGUUCUUAUGAAUGCAUGUUUUUUUGUUACUAAAAUGGAUUCAUCAUCUAUGUCUGUUGAUAUAAAGUAUGAACUCUUUCAGACCCCUAUUUUCUCAAUCUCAUAUAUACAUAUCCAUCAAUAACAAAUUCAUAGUUAUUCCACA
This is a messenger RNA of Arachis duranensis, 756 nucleotides long. RefSeq lists its product as uncharacterized. The transcript has 3 exons. The record is from RefSeq and is a predicted model, not a curated record. NCBI's taxonomy places the organism in Eukaryota, Viridiplantae, Streptophyta, Magnoliopsida, Fabales, Fabaceae. The coding region runs from base 319 to 546 and encodes 75 amino acids.